Messenger RNA from Medicago truncatula (barrel medic), 2856 nucleotides. RefSeq lists its product as uncharacterized. The transcript is spliced from 5 exons. Gene Ontology annotation, biological process: telomere maintenance; DNA repair. NCBI's taxonomy places the organism in Eukaryota, Viridiplantae, Streptophyta, Magnoliopsida, Fabales, Fabaceae. Bases 1 to 2856 code for a protein of 951 amino acids. Gene Ontology annotation, molecular function: DNA helicase activity. The record is from RefSeq and is a predicted model, not a curated record.
AUGGAUAGGGGUGAAACUGAUGCGUUUAACGUUGGAGUAAAGAUAGUGUUACCGCCGUCCUUUACGGGUGGCAGACGUUACAUGUUUAAUAAUUGUCAGGAUGCAAUGGCAAUUUGUAAGAAAUAUGGAUAUCCCGAUAUGUUCUUGGAUAAAUUGAUGGACGAUUUUAAGAAGAAAGAAUUGUUUGGCAAAGUUGACGCAGGCAUGUACACAGUCGAGUUUCAAAAAAGAGGUCUUCCGCAUGCUCAUAUCUUGGUGUGGUUGAGUUCAGAGAACAAACUGAAGACGGGUGCUGACAUUGAUAAGAUCAUAUCAGCCGAGCUGCCCGACAGUACACUUUAUCCAAGACUUUAUGAUGAUGUUUCUUCUUAUAUGAUGCACGGGCCAUGUGGUGGUGCCCGUCCUUUCCCGCCUUGCAUGGAUAGGGGAAGAUGUACGAAAUAUUAUCCGAAGGAUUUUAAAGGAACUACGACGAUAGACGACGAGGGUUAUCCAAGGUACAAACGUCGCGAUUUUGGGAUACAUGUUGACAAGCAGGGGGUCCAAUUGGAUAAUCGCUAUGUCGUCCCAUACAAUCCACAUCUUCUCAUUAGAUACGGAGGUCAUGUAAAUGUGGAAUAUUGUAACAAAUCCAACUCCAUCAAGUACCUUUUCAAAUACGUGAACAAAGGCCCUGAUAAGGCAUUGAUGCAGUUGUCUGUUGACAGUGAGAAGCGUGAUAAGUCCAAGCCGGUUGAUGAAAUAAAAGAGUAUUAUGAUUGUCGUUAUGUUUCACCUUGCGAGGCUGUUUGGAGGAUAUUUGCUUUUGAUAUACACCAUAAAUGGCCUCCUGUUUUGAAACUAACGUUUCAUUUGCAUAAUGAACAAUCAGUACUAUAUGAUGAUUAUCGUGACAUCGAGGACGUGGUGAUGUAUAACGAGGAAGCGUCGAAAAUGUUUCUCGCAUGGUUUGAAGCAAAUCGUCAGUAUGUAGGCGGUCGCGAUCUAACAUAUGCUGAAUUUCCAACAAGGUUUACUUAUGAGAAGCAAGACAAAAGGUGGCAGCCACGUAAAGCAGGAUAUCAAAUUGGAAGGCUUCAUUACACGCCGCCUGGUAUAGGGGAGUUGUACUACAUGAGGAUAAUGUUGACCGUUCAGAAGGGUUGCAUGGGAUAUAGUUGCAUAAAAACGAUUAAUGGACAUACCUAUGACACGUUCCAGGAAGCAUGCUCAGCUUUGGGAUUACUUGAUGACGACAAAGAGUUUAUAGAUGGUAUCAUGGAAAAUGCUGAGUUAGGUUCGGGCCAUCAAUUGCGUUGGUUUUUUGUGCAUCUCUUAACCACUAGCACAAUGACGAGCCCUGAUGUAGUUUGGGAUGCGACAUGGCAGUUACUAUCCGAUGGUAUCUUAUUUGAGCGUAGGAAGCGUUUGAAUAUUCCAGAUCUGCGUAUCGGUGAUGAUGACUUGAAGAACCUGUGUUUGAUUGAAAUUGAAAUGUUGCUUCAGGUAAACGGACAGUCGCUUACUGGCUUCAAAUCUAUGCCCAGGCCAAACGCAGCAGACAUGCCAACUUUCACAAACAAGCUUAUCGUUGAUGAGCUGAGUUACAACAAAGAUGAACUGAAAAAGACACACGCUGAUAUGUUACUGAUGCUGACUGAUGAACAAAGAUGUGUGCAUGACAAGAUAAUGGAGUCAGUUGGUUCUGACCACGGUGGUUUUUUUUUCUUAUAUGGUUACGGUGGUACGGGAAAAACCUUUAUAUGGAAAACAUUGUCGGCUGCUGUUAGAUCGAAGGGGUUAAUUGUAUUGAAUGAUGCAUCCGGCGGUAUAGCGGCUCUUCUAUUACCAGGUGGAAGAACCGCACACUCGGCGCUGACAGUCCCUGUUGAGAUUAACGAGGCAUCAUCGCUUAAGAUGCUAAAGGAUAGUCCUAGGGCAGACCUGGUGCGUGCUGCAAAGUUGAUAAUUUGGGAUGAGGCUCCAAUGAUGCACAUAUGGUGUUUUGAGGCAGUUGACCGAUCAUUACGUGAUAUCAUGUCCAAGAAUGAUUCCCUAAACGCACUUAAACCUUUUGGUGGAAUGACCGUAGUUUUAGGUGGUGAUUUUAGGCGGAUAUUGCAUGUUGUCCGAGGACGAACGAGGCCGGAUAUUGUUGAUGCCUCCAUCAAUUCGUCAAAGAUAUGGGCUUAUUGUAAUGUGUUGAGGCUUACUGUUAAUAUGAGAUUGGGUGCAUCUUCGGUACCUGCAGAUCAGGAAGAAAUUGCUAAUUUCGGCAAGUGGAUACUCUCAAUUGGAGACGGCAACGAUGCUUCGGAUGAGAAUGGUGAAAUGAAGGUAGAAAUUCUUGAAGAUUUGCUGAUAUCGGACACAACAAAUCCGUUGAUGUCGCUUAUAGACUUUGUAUAUCCCGAUCUGAAUGAUAACCUUGGUGACCAACUAUUUUUCCAAGAAAGGGGAAUACUCGCACCAACGCUUGAUUCAGUUGAGCAUGUUAACGAAUUUAUGAUGUCGCUGAUUCCAGGUGAAGAGAAAGAGUAUUUAAGCUCUGAUUCUGUUUGUAGAUCGGGUGAAAAUUCUGAUGUCCAAAGCGAGUGGUUCACGCCGGAAUUUCUUAAUGGUAUUAAGAGCUCUGGAAUUCCAAAUCACAGGUUGAAGCUAAAGGUGGGAUGUCCAGUUAUGUUGAUGAGAAACAUAGAUCAGGACAAUGGACUGUGUAAUGGUACUAGGCUGACAGUUACACAUCUAGGGAAGAGCACGAUAGCUGCUACCGUAAUUACAGGAAAAAGGGCAGCCUGUGUUCACGCAUGGACAACUCUAUGUCGCUGUCUCUCGAGUAACUUCAAGAAAAGGUCUGAAGCUGCUCAUCCUGUAUGA